GCUUGCCCAUCAUCAGGAUCAUCAAGAGGACCACCAGGACCACCAGGGCGAGAUGGACGAAGGGGUAAACAAGGAGGGAAAGGUCCGCCCGGACCUGAAGGACCGAUAGGAGACAAAGGUAAUCCUGGAGAAUCUGGGCCGCAAGGUGUGGCAGGACCGCAAGGAGAAACAGGAGAAGAAGGAGAUGUAGGUGAUAGGGGACUUCAGGGUCCAAGAGGAAUGGAUGGAGGAUAA
Acanthocheilonema viteae is the source of this 234-nucleotide messenger RNA. The record is from the annotation of a GenBank genome assembly. Lineage: Eukaryota; Metazoa; Nematoda; Chromadorea; Rhabditida; Onchocercidae.